Messenger RNA from Cotesia congregata, 3408 nucleotides. Lineage: Eukaryota; Metazoa; Arthropoda; Insecta; Hymenoptera; Braconidae. The record is from the annotation of a GenBank genome assembly.
AUGCAAUCAAACAGUGGAAACAAUGUAACAUUCAAUGAUAAUAAUUCAGCUUGUCAGGCUAAAGAUUCUGACACAAGUAUUGCUUGCGAGGAAACGACAAGCUUGGAGAUACUUAAUGAAUUUAAGAAAGUAUAUGAAAAAAGAAUUGCUAGCAUUGAUCCCAAUGAUGUCAAUAAGUCGGAGCACAAGAUUAAAAUAAUGACGGAGUGGAUUACAGAUUUAGAUGCACAAAAUACAAUGCUGGUACGUACAAUUGAAGAGUUGGAAGAAGCUGCAUGUUGCCGGGUUAAGAUGCUUGAGGAAAAAUUGAAGCAUACGUCAUUUGUGUUGUCUGAAAAUAUGUCCGGCUACUCCAAACCUUCACAACAGAAUCUUAAUGAAUUAACGGAUAGAAUAAAUCAGCUGGAAAGAGAUGAAAAAAUAUUGCAACAAAGAAUCCAAUAUCUGCAGAGUGAUAUUAGAGGACUGCUGGAAUUAAUACGACGAGCGCAAGUUGAAAAUUGUUGGAGACUCGAUGGAAUUAAUUUCUUUGAAAUAAGACCCAGUGACAUUCCACUUUCGAGCGACUGUGCAUAUGAUCAGGUAAAUGGAUGGUCGAAUACUGACAAGAAAGUACGAUUUAUUAUAGAGUUUGGUGGUCCUGUAGCUAAUAUGUGUCCAUCUUCAGUUGCUUUAUGCGUCUGCGAUACUGAAUCUAACAGUCCGGACUUUUAUGAUAAUAAAUUUUAUUACUUACCUUUUAUUAUUAUAAAUCAAUUUCAUUCAAUAGCGAUGAAAGAAGACUACAAGACUAUUGAAUUCACAAAGAACCGGCUGCAUUUCGAUAAAAAUAGGAAAAAAUCAUUAGAAUAUCCAGAAGAGUUAGAAAAAAAAGUCGAUUAUUUAAAUAAGAAAUUAAAAAGUAGAGAUAAAGUGAUACAUAAAUCCGUUUGCAAAUUUCAAGUUUUAAAAGAGAGUUUAUUAAAUAAUUCAACAGUCAAUCCUGAGUUCAAAGAUGAUAUUAUUAAAGUAUUAGACACUGUAAAAAAUGAAUUAAUAGAUGAAAAAUAUAUUGAAAAUUUACAAGAUAAAGCACUUAGUGAUAGUACCGUCCAGAUUGACAAUAACGUCGACACUUUAAAACUUAAAAAUCAAUUAGAUGAAAAAAUGAGAGAGAUUUCACGACUGAACCACCAAUUAAAUUGUUUAGAAAAAGAAUCAGUAGAGUCUAGAGAAGCAUUGACGGUAGAAGUAGCUGAAAAACAUGAUUUAAUUAUGAACCUUAAAGACCAAGUUACUUAUUUAGAAGAACAAUUCCGACAAGCAAAUAUACAACUUCAAUUUAAAAAUAAUAUUAUUAAAGAAAUGCGCAAAGAUUUAGUUUCAAAGCCUCAUGAAUUGACUCCCUAUUUUAUCGGAAACGAUAAUAAAAUUAUUGAUAAUUUGUCGGGCAAUAUUUACUCGAGUCAGUAUUGGAAAUUCGCGACUUCGAUGAAACAAGAUAAAUUUAACAAUAAUAAUGAUCAUUUUUCAAACGGUUCGAUUGAAAAUUUUCUAGAAAUGAAAGCUAAACAAGAGUACAUUGAAGAUAAAUUACGAAAACGUGUUAAAAAUUACGCUGAUAAAAUAAUUAUAGAAACAGCAUCGAAAUUUCUAAGUAGAAAAUCUUAUAACAAUAGCAAAAAUAAACGCUCUAAAAAUACCCUUGUCAACGAUAAUGCGCUUUCAGGUACACCAAGGAAAGUUAAUUCUAAUGCACUUGCAGAGAAAAUUAGUUGGAGUGAUGAUAUGUCCGACGAAGGGUCCAAUAAAAACGGAGCUAAGGACAAAUUAUUGCUGAAUAUCAUGAAUUUUAAAUCUACUUCGAAAGAAGAAUAUCGUGUUAUAAUGGAUACAAAGAAAGAACUCGGAAAUAUUUUAAAUUUUAUAAAUGAAAUGGAAAAAAAAAAAAAUCAAGUUGUUACAGAGAGAGUGAAUGAAAAUAUUAGUGACGCAGUUUCAGAAACUAAGAUUGAAUGUACAAAUUUGGACGAAUACAAUAAUGAACUAAUUAAUAACGCUGAUAAAUUAACACAAAUUAUUACAACACUAUCUAAACUAUGUAUAGACAAAAAUGAAGGCUUUCUUCAACUUGAGUUUGCUCUACAGGGUAUUCACGAGAAAAAUGAGCGACUCAGUCAUUUAGAAUUAAAUGAAAAAAUAUUAGACAUUCCAGAAAUAAAUAGACAGCAAUUUAACGCCAUGGAAGAAUUUAGAAUUUGCACAGUCUGCGCGCAGGCUGCGACAGAAGAUUUAAGAGAAGAAAUGAGUAAUGUUAUAUGCAACUUAUACUGUCGGCACCAAUUAUUCGUUGAUCUAGGAAAAUCCAUAAGAAAAACAAAUGAAGUAUUUAGUAAGGCAAAAGAAAAUUUAUCGACUGUGAUAAAAUAUUUACAAGUUCAAGUAGAAGAGAAGACUGUUAGUAAAAAUACUAUUGCUGCAAGAGAAAUAAAGCUGAAGGAUAUUAAGAAUGAUGUUAAUGAAACACGUGCCAAAUUCAUCAGUUCAACGACUGAUGAACAUCAACAAAGAGAAAAUUGCGAAAAUGAAACUGCCAAUACGGAUGCUGAAAUCUGUGAUAGAUUACUCAAUAAAGCCAUUGACGAAGUUGACUAUAUAUUGUGUAAUUUAGGUAUUUUCAUUUCAAAAGAGGAUUACGCUGUUAUCCUUUUGACGGGAUUGAAUGAUCAAUUGCAGUGCGUUGAAGAAAAUCUUGCGGAAUUAUCCAGUCACAUUGAUCGAGUACUGCAAGAUAAUGAGGCAGCUCAAGUGACAUUCGAUGAAAAAGGAAAAAGAUUAGAUAAACUAGAAAGAGAAUUAGAUUACGCACAUACUAAAAUGCAGGAAGCUUUAGAGAGUAUUGUAUCAAUAAGUCAACAGCAUGAUAAUGAAAAUUCUUCAGAUAAUAGUAAUAAUUCGAUUAAUAAUGAAAACGAUAAAAUAGUUUCAAAUGAAGAUAAAGAAUAUUUACAAUCAACUAGCAGUGAUAAUGAUGAAUUGGAUCAACUUAAAAAUUCAUUAUGUUCCAAGGACAAACUCCUUGAGCAUAAAGAAGAAAUAAUUCGUAUUCAAAAAAAUUCAAUUGAGAUGACUCGAGACGAGCUGCAAAGUUUACAUCAAAGAUUACAGUCAAAGGUCGAUGAACAAACUGCAGUUAUAAAUCAAUACUGGCAAGAUCGAAAUAAUUUAUUAGAACAGGUUUGCAUACUUUUAGAUACUAAACUACAGAAUCAAACGAUAAAGCACUUACAAGACGCUAUUGUUAAAGCUAAGAAAAAUUUAAAUUGUCAGCAACAGCCACAAAAAUCAACAAUCGAUUUGACUGUAGGUGACGUAUGGAGUCCAAUUACACCGACUGUGUUCAAUAACGAUGACGUUCAUGACAUUUAA